GGAUUACAUCGAAAAAUAAUACAUUAAUUUAAGAACAAGAACUUAAAAAACAGUGCUGUGACAAUGUCUUCCAAAUUCUCCUUUUUGUGGAUUCUGCUGCUGCAACUUCUCAGCCUGGCUCUGGCCGACGUCUCCCACUUGGAAUACUCCAUCACGCCCAGCUCCCAGUUGGCCUACUACCAUUACCCUGCUCCCAGCAGGCAGCAGCAGCCGGCUGUCCAGCGAGUAGUCCAGCAGAGGUACCAACAGGUGGCGGCCAAGCCUCAACCUCAGCAGUAUCACCAGGUGGCUCGUCAGUUUGCUGAACCUGCCCUGGAGCAGGCUGCCUUUACCCAGGCACUUACCAGUCAGGGUUAUGUGUUCGGAGCACCCUCAGCUCCCCUCCAGGUGGCCUCCUCAGCGCCCCAGGCUCAGGCGACAGCUCCAGGCGGUGGAGUGGCCACAGGAAGAGCCUUACCCUCGGCGGCUGUGGAUGCCAAUUCUCUGAAUCUCAAGCUGCCAGUGCCCUUUGGCAUUGCUCCCUUGAAUGUGGCCCAGCUGCCGCUGCAGGCCGGAGCCCCCUAUGCCAGUGUGCCGAGGACCACGGGCCUCACCUCCUAUGGGACACCGCAGAUCCAGAGGCGUUAG
Drosophila kikkawai is the source of this 627-nucleotide messenger RNA. RefSeq lists its product as uncharacterized. Lineage: Eukaryota; Metazoa; Arthropoda; Insecta; Diptera; Drosophilidae. The record is from RefSeq and is a predicted model, not a curated record.